AUGCUGGAUCUCACUUUGGUAUUUCUACUUUUACUCGUUGCCCAGUUCAUUCUGUUAUGCUGCAAUAAGGAAAAAAAGAAGUUUCCCAAUGCGUUUAUGGAGGGUUACCAAGCUGGAAACAAAGGUUCACAAGAAGGGAUCGGGUCUGCAGAACCAUUUGGAUCUAAAGAGGGGAUGGGUUCUGGGGAGAGAAUGGGUUCUGCGGACAGAAUGGGGUCUGCGGAUAGAAUGGGUUCUGGAGAAAACAUUCGACCACCGGAGCAGAAGAAUGUUGUUGUUCCCACAUUCGAUCCAAACUACCAGACGCUUGCAGGUCUGAACAACGCUGAUAUCUUCCAGAAUAAGGGAGGUGGAGGACAGUUUGUGCCACCAGCACAGAAUAAGAAUAAAAUGGCCGCCACAUUUGAUCCGAACUACCAGACCCUUGCCGGACUCAACAACGACGAUAUCUUCAAGAAAAAGGAUAAUGGUCCACCAGUUGGUGCUGCUGGUGCCGGAAAACCCGGCAUAAAACCUGCACCGCCCCCGCCAGGCGGCCCUAAAAUGGCUGCAACGUUUGACCCCAACUAUCAAACUCUCGCUGGUCUUAACAAUGAUGACGUAUUCAAACCAAAAGGUGGACCCCCACCUCAGCCGGCAUUUAAUAAACCAGCAUUCGGAGGUAAUCUUCCAAAACCACCUGCUCCGCCUAAAGGGGGUGGUCCAAAGAUGGUCGGUACGUUCGAUCCGAACUAUCAGACGCUUGCUGGACUCAAUAAUGACGAUGUUUUCAAACCAAAGGGAGGCGGUGGAGCUUUCGGUGGACGAUACUGA
This is a messenger RNA of Haemonchus placei, 813 nucleotides long. The record is from the annotation of a GenBank genome assembly. Lineage: Eukaryota; Metazoa; Nematoda; Chromadorea; Rhabditida; Trichostrongylidae.